Molecule: messenger RNA, 5968 nt
Organism: Homo sapiens (human)
Lineage: Eukaryota; Metazoa; Chordata; Mammalia; Primates; Hominidae
Gene: TKFC
Product: triokinase and FMN cyclase
Exons: 17
Coding region: 1502-3229 (575 amino acids)
Biological process (GO): fructose catabolic process; glycerol metabolic process
Molecular function (GO): FAD-AMP lyase (cyclizing) activity; ATP binding; triokinase activity
Source: RefSeq, a predicted model, not a curated record
GCCAGCGCCCGCAGGACCCGGAUGAGAGCGCACGCUUCGGGGUCUCCGGGAAGUCGCGGCGCCUUCGGAUGUGGCGGAUGCGGCCGUGAGCCGGCGGGGGAGGUGCGCCAGUGUCCUCCGAGCUCGCCCGCAGACUCCCCACCCCGUUCCGCGCCCUUUGCCCUUCCCCGCAUCCAGUCCUCCUUCCGUUGCUCCAGGAGCCCUCGGGCUGUUCCUCCUUUGGGAACGGGAAGGACUGCGGAGGCAUAGAGAGGGAAGGGAGACCGCGAUUCGUGCAUAUCCCAGACUAGAACCUUGCCUGCUUUCCUUUCACUGUCUCAGUUCCUCCAGAUCCAGCUGGUGCCCUCGCCUGACGUUUGAACGACCACCUGCUCACCUCCUCCCUUUUGCGCGUUGAUUCUUCAGACUUCAAAGGGCCCACCGGUCUGCUUGCCCAACGUUAUUAGUGCCCCUAUUGCUCUACAAAUUCGAACCUCAAACACAAAACCAGUAUUUCUCCGUAGGGAACCUUAAUGAGCCAGGAGAGCCGUCAGCCCUGCAGCCUCCAGGGUACCCCACAUCAAACAGGCUCCCCGGGAACAAGAGGAAUACCACGUGGCUUGGCACACUCGCAGAAUGCCAGAGAGGAGCCAACCCCCAUUUUACAGAUGAGGAAGCUGAGGCUUAGGGAGGAAUUGGUUUACCUAAGACCCUCCCCACAACCCCAAGUAGGCUGAGGCAGAGCUAUGUUGAUUCUUCCUAUUGUGCACCCACACAGAGGCCAACACGCUGCUGAACCAGGCUGAACUGAGGAAAAGCUAGAAAGUCAUCGUGGUUUACAUCUUGCCUUUCCCAUAGCAGAGACUCUGCCUGACUUUGGAGGCACUGAAUUAUCAGUAGUAAAAACACACUCUGUAGAAAAACUAGACAUUGGUUUAGAUUCUGGCUGUUACCUGUAUUACCUUGGACAAGUCCCUAGAGCUCUCUGAGUCUGUUUCCCAGAAGUAAAAUGGGUCACAAACCUGGCUAGCUCCCCCCAUUCCCUUCCCUUUUGGUGCCAAGGCCAGUGAGGGCAAGCGUGUGACGAGCUUUGUUAACUUUUUCGCUGCAUGUGAUGCCCGUGUAAAAGAUAGUUAUUCUGAGGAUCACUGUCCUUUAGUGAUGAAGUGGGUGCUGUUCCUGGACAUAAAGGCAGACCUGUGCUUGACAUGGAUUGAUCUGUCUUCUGGCAGUGAAGUGCAGGCAUGAACCUUGGUCAGCCCCACACUCUUCUCCAUCCGUAGCCCAUGUACUAGAGUUUGGACUUGGACCGAAGUCUGGGGCAGCUCCCUAAUUACUAGGGUGCUGAAGGCGUGAUUGUGCCAGUCGACUGCGAGUUCCUUCCGCAGCUUGUAUCGUUACCCACUCCUGCAGGUGCUGCUGCUGCCUCCACUGUACUCAGACCCAGGUAGCACAGGAUUGUCCAUCCUCCAGCAGCUCAGUGCAACGGUGUGAACUCAGCCUGUUUCAGAGCCUCCACACCAUGACCUCCAAGAAGCUGGUGAACUCGGUGGCUGGCUGUGCUGAUGACGCUCUUGCUGGCCUGGUGGCCUGCAACCCCAACCUGCAGCUCCUGCAGGGCCACCGCGUGGCCCUCCGUUCUGACCUGGACAGCCUCAAGGGCCGGGUGGCACUGCUGUCGGGUGGGGGCUCUGGCCAUGAGCCUGCCCAUGCUGGUUUCAUAGGGAAGGGGAUGCUGACUGGGGUCAUCGCGGGAGCUGUGUUCACCUCCCCGGCAGUGGGCAGCAUCCUGGCAGCCAUCAGGGCCGUGGCCCAGGCCGGCACAGUGGGGACGCUCCUUAUCGUGAAGAACUACACUGGGGAUCGGCUCAACUUCGGCCUGGCCCGGGAGCAGGCCCGGGCUGAAGGCAUCCCGGUGGAGAUGGUGGUGAUUGGGGACGACAGCGCCUUCACUGUCCUGAAGAAGGCAGGCCGGCGGGGGCUGUGCGGCACGGUGCUUAUACACAAGGUGGCAGGUGCUCUGGCUGAGGCUGGUGUGGGGCUGGAGGAGAUCGCAAAGCAGGUGAACGUGGUCGCCAAGGCCAUGGGUACCCUGGGGGUGAGCUUAUCCUCCUGCAGCGUCCCUGGUUCCAAACCCACCUUCGAGCUCUCAGCCGACGAGGUGGAGCUGGGCCUGGGGAUCCACGGGGAAGCUGGUGUGCGCCGGAUAAAGAUGGCAACCGCCGAUGAGAUUGUGAAACUCAUGCUCGACCACAUGACAAACACCACCAACGCGUCCCAUGUGCCUGUGCAGCCCGGCUCCUCAGUUGUGAUGAUGGUCAACAACCUGGGUGGCCUGUCAUUCCUGGAACUGGGCAUCAUAGCCGACGCUACCGUCCGCUCCCUGGAGGGCCGCGGGGUGAAGAUUGCCCGUGCCCUGGUGGGCACCUUCAUGUCAGCACUGGAGAUGCCUGGCAUUUCUCUCACCCUCCUGCUGGUGGAUGAGCCUCUCCUGAAACUGAUAGAUGCUGAAACCACUGCAGCAGCCUGGCCUAACGUGGCUGCAGUCUCCAUUACUGGGCGGAAGCGGAGCCGGGUAGCCCCUGCCGAGCCCCAGGAGGCCCCUGAUUCCACUGCUGCAGGAGGCUCAGCCUCGAAGCGGAUGGCGCUGGUGCUGGAACGGGUGUGCAGCACUCUCCUGGGCCUGGAGGAACACCUGAAUGCCCUGGACCGGGCUGCUGGUGACGGCGACUGUGGCACCACCCACAGCCGUGCGGCCAGAGCAAUCCAGGAGUGGCUGAAGGAGGGCCCACCCCCUGCCAGCCCUGCCCAGCUGCUCUCCAAGUUGUCUGUCCUGCUCCUGGAGAAGAUGGGAGGCUCAUCUGGGGCGCUCUAUGGCCUGUUCCUGACUGCGGCUGCACAGCCCCUGAAGGCCAAGACCAGCCUCCCAGCCUGGUCUGCUGCCAUGGAUGCCGGCCUGGAAGCCAUGCAGAAGUAUGGCAAGGCUGCUCCAGGGGACAGGACUAUGCUGGAUUCUCUGUGGGCAGCGGGGCAGGAGCUCCAAGCCUGGAAGAGCCCAGGAGCUGAUCUGUUACAAGUCCUGACCAAAGCAGUCAAGAGUGCCGAAGCUGCAGCCGAGGCCACCAAGAAUAUGGAAGCUGGAGCCGGAAGAGCCAGUUAUAUCAGCUCAGCACGGCUGGAGCAGCCAGACCCCGGGGCGGUGGCAGCUGCUGCCAUCCUCCGGGCCAUCUUGGAGGUCUUGCAGAGCUAGGGUGUGUGACUGCCUCCCUUGGCCUCAGCUCCUCUCACUGCUGUGCUGAGGUGGCCUUUGUCACUUCCUUCUGCCUUCCAACCCUCACCUUCCCCCGGCCUGGCCCCAUUGGCCCACCCUCUAAGUUGAGCAGGAAAUCCUCCACCAAGCUUCCAGAACUACAGACAGCACCCAGAGUGAGCUGGAGUGGGUCCCCAUGCCUCUCCAGCAUGCCCUUUCCCUUUGCAGGAGGGUGGAGUCCCUGGGUCAUGCCCUCCCCUGCCAGCUCUGGGCUUCAGAGAUAAGGCAUUUUCCUUGUGCAGCCUUUACCUGGCAAUCCUAAUUUGGUUUUAAGACUCCCUGUGAAAUGCUUUCCGCACCUUAACCCCAGUGAGCGUGAAAAAGAAAGUUAAUAAACUAUAAUACAUGGAAGCAAGAAAGACACUGCCUCCUCUGAGGGACCUUUUCCCAAGCAUGUAAACAAGGGGGCCCACAGCCCUGGCUGCAGGCAUCAUGACCCAUCUUCUACCAGGCAGAUCUUUAUUACCUGAGCCCCUAAGGCAGUGUCUCCUCAGCUGGGCUGCUUCCACUGAGACCCCCGACCCAUCCCCUUUCCAGUACACACACCUGAUGCAUGUAAGAAUGGUAGAGGGGCUUUUCUUAGCAUUGAAUUAAUAAUUCAGUGGCUCCUCGGGAGUCGAAUGGGCAUUUGGGACACCAGAAGGAAAAGAAAUCAUCAUAGUCUAAGGUUCAGUUGUAGAUCAAAAAAUGCAGCCAGGCCGGGCACGGUGGCUCACACCUGCAAUCCCAGCACUUUGGGAGGCCAAGGCAGGCGGAUCCCUUACACUCAGGAGUUCAAGACCAGUCUGGGCAACAUGGUAAAACCCUGUCUCUACCAAAAAAUACAAAAUUAGCCAGGCAUAGUAGUGUGUGCCUAUAGUCCUAACUUGGGAGGCUGAGUUGGGAGGAUGGCUUGGGCCCAGGAGGUCGAGGCUGCGGUGAGCCAUAAGCAUGCCACUAUACUCCAGCCUGGGCAACAAAGCGAGACCCUGUCUCAAAAAAAAAAAAAAAAAAAAAAGAAACUGCAGCCAAGCCAGCCCCUAGGUCUCUUUCUAGAGCGAUCACUGAUGGCACCAGGGUGAGCAGGGGCACUGUAUGCAUGUGGAGACAAACAGCACAUGCCUGGCACACAUGUAGGGUAGGGAGUGGUUAAAGGCACUGGCUGUCGACUCAUACACAUGAUCUGAAAUCUGAUUCUGCUUUAACCCGGCUACAGGAGCUAAGGCCUAUUUUUUAGCCCUUUGGGAUCUGUAAAAUCAGAAUGGUACCCACCUCAUGGGGACAUGAAAGGAUUCAAAUGAAUUGAUGAAGAUGGGCCAUAAAGCCCAGCACAGUCCAAGUGCUCACUCACUGAGAGUUACGGUUAUCACAGGGGUUGGGCCCCCAGCCCCUCCCAGGUCAUCUGCUCUACCACUAGCUGGUAGGAAAGAGCCUCCUGCCCUCCCAACCCCCGUCACCUACUUGGCCCAAAUUUGGCUGCAGGCUCCCCGAGUGCCUGGGCUUCUCUACCCAGGGUCCUGUCUGUCGGCUGCACCAUACGUCCCUGACCACAAGGCAUCCACGUGCACAGGAGUAUGCGCCCAGCAGCUGGGAAGGAGGCUGACCUCAGACGGUGGCCUGUGGAUCCCAGCUCUGUCAUUUCCUGGCUGGGUGACCUCAACCUAGUCACCCUUUUUGAGUCUUGUUUUCUCAGAUUAUGAAAUAGGAAAAAUUUCCUUCCUCGUGAGAUAAGCACGUGCCAUUAGCUAUUAAGGACACGCACAUAAAUGAGCUGCAUGUGAAUCCACACAUGCCAUUCCAUGAAGACAGAGGAUCAUGUGGAUCUUUGGUGCCUUCCGGUUGGCCCCUCCCUAGGUCUGUGAGGGUCAGACCUGUCCUGAGGCUUUUACAAAUUGGCCCAGAACUCAUUUAACCACAGCAUCAUUUCAUUAGAGGGCUGUUAUUAGAGACUGAAUGUUUGUGUCCCCCCCAAAUUCCUGUGUUGAAAGGCUCACCCCCACUAUGGUAGUGUUAGGACGUGGGGCCUUUGGGAGGUGAUGGGGUUAUGAGGGUGGAGCCCCAGAGAGCUCUCACGCCCUUUCCACCAUGUGAGGUUAUGGUGAGAAGAUGGUCUCUGAGGAAGCUGGCCCUUGCCACACACCACAUUUGCCAGCGCCUUCAUCUUGGAUGUCUAUAGCCUCCAGAACUGUGAGAAAUAAACACUUGUUGUUUAAGCCACCCAGGCUAUUAUAUUUUUGUUAUAGCAGCCUGAACAAAGACAGCUUUGAUUCUUAACAUAUUUAAUGAAACUCGAGCUUCAUAAACCAGUGAAAUGCCUACCCCUAUGGAGAUGGGGAGCUGGUCAUGGGACCCAGGUGCCUGGAGGACAUCCCAGUGGCUUUGAAGGCUCCAGCCAGUCAAGACGGUCAAUAUUAGCCCUUCUGCCAACAUCUGGCAAUGUGAGGCUGGGGUGGACGUUGGCCUGAUGUUGCCAGGAGUAGGAUGCUGAUGCUGCCAGAGAGUAGGUGGGCUCCAAACCCCAGGCUUCUCACUUGCUUACUAAGCACAGCAGUCUGAAGCUUGGGACCUGGCAGUGCGUCUUUGGAGAAGGCAAAAAAGCCACAGCAGCAACACUUAGGAGCAAGACCCUUCCCGCUCUCCACCCUAUUUCCUCCCCUGAAGAAGAGCAACAGCUCAAGCUCUAGCAUGGCACAGAACGCU